CAAUGGGUUAGAUUGAUGCUUAGAUUGAUCACUGAAGUAGAGACUGUCUAUCUAUGAAAUGCCUGGGAGUCCUGUCCCUUAUAUGCCCAUCUCUCCUUCACUGAUCCCCACUUGGAUAUGUUGGUUGUCCAACAUAUCCACCCCUGUAGAUCACGUGACCUAUCGGUCCUUUCCUUCCUCCGAUGUGGGGUCCCGUGAUCCUAGCGUCUGUAUCCACCUAGCCUGCCGACGGGCCUGUAAUGUUGGUUCAGGGCCAACGGUUCGUAACAUUAUUCCCCUCCUUCAUAAUCUUUGUCCUCAAAGAUCCUGGUCGUUUGAAACUUCUUCCUCAGCGGGAUUCUCUUCUUUCGGCGAUUCUUCAGAACGCUGUCACUAUGCCUUCUUGUUCGUACGGGGUGAACUUCAAUCUGCUGAAGAAAAGGUUCUUCGUUUGCGGAAGCAGAAGAAGAUGUGGUUCGAAAAGAUGAUGCGUGCGGUGCGUCGUGGUAUUGACAGUGUGGAGGAGUUGGAGCGUGUUGAUCGCGCGGAGGCAGAAGCGUUGUCUGCGCGUCGUGCUGUAGGAGAUCCGUCUCCUGUGGUUACUCCUUCGUUUCCUGAAGAUUUCGAAUUCGAGUGGAACGACGUAUAUCCUGAUGUGUCGUUAACUCCUGGCCUUCUGGCAGAGUUUGGUGUUAUCGGUGGAACUUCUCAAGCUCCUUCUGGCAAUGCGCCAAAUGCUGGAUAG
Pseudomassariella vexata is the source of this 724-nucleotide messenger RNA. RefSeq lists its product as uncharacterized. Lineage: Eukaryota; Fungi; Ascomycota; Sordariomycetes; Amphisphaeriales; Pseudomassariaceae. The transcript has 2 exons. The record is from RefSeq and is a predicted model, not a curated record. The coding region runs from base 59 to 724 and encodes 221 amino acids.